AUGCGGUCGAUUUUCAACCAGAUCAUUGGAACUUGUGCUCUCAUAGCAGGUGUCGCUGCCGCUCAAAGUCAGCAGCUGAUAGUCAAAAGUGACACAGCGGAAUGGCGUGCUUGGGUUGGUCAAGGCCAUGCCAUUUUCGUAGGAGAUGUGUGGGAGCCUAUGGAAACUAAGGCCAACAUCAGUAUUGUGGAUUGGACCACGUCCCAACCUAACAUUUUCGUGGAACCAGACCUAGGCUCCACGAAGGAAGAGAUCCCCGAUGGUACAUACUUGUAUAUGUAUACUGGAAACCCAGAAAACGGCAGCAACAUAUAUCUCGGCCAUCAGGACUUUCCUCCAUACUCGGGUUACAGCAUCAAAGAUGAUUGGGAAGUUGUCGAUGGUCAGUUGUUGCCACAAGGAGAAACUGAAUCGAGAUGGUAUAUGACGGACAUGUGGUGGUAUGGAACCUUGGGCAUUGUUUGGUGGACUGUUACGCCUGAUGAUCCAGAAUGGAUUCCCAUCAAACUGUCCCUUUCCCCUUAG
Molecule: messenger RNA, 525 nt
Organism: Clonostachys solani
Lineage: Eukaryota; Fungi; Ascomycota; Sordariomycetes; Hypocreales; Bionectriaceae
Source: the annotation of a GenBank genome assembly